AUGAAAAUAUAUUCCCAAUCUAAAUUCCUUGAUCUUAGUCCAAUAACCAUUGAGGUCAAUAACAAUAAUGGUAAGGAGAUUACAUCCGUUUCCGGCCAUUUUACUUGGAGUUACACUAGACCAACAUUUGAAAUGGGAUAAGCAAAUUAAUACCAUCUACAAUAUAAUUAACUCUAGACUUUAUCUGCUCAUGCAACGUAUACGUAGCUAUCUUACUUUUCAAUCUCGUAUUCAAUUAUAUUACGCACUAAUCUACCCACACUUGCUAUAUUGUAGCACAGUCUGGGGCAAUGCUAAUAACCAACUAAUUAAGUGGCUACAAAACUACAGAAACGUGCUGCAAGACUAAUUCUCAAGCAGUUAACAGACUGAAGUGCAGUUUGCAUAACAUUUGUCAAAUUCGAAAGUUUCUAACUCCUGACUCGACGAAAACACUUAUUCAUUGCAACUCUUUGCUCUACCAUGGUAUACCCCAGUACCAAUUUAAUCGACUACAGCGAGUUUUGAACGCUGCUGCUCGAGUUGUCUGUGUAGUUCCUAGGUUUUAGCAUAUCUCACCAAUCUUAAGGAGCUACAUUGUUUGCCUGUUCGAUAUCGCGUGGAGUUCGCGACUCUCAUCCAAUUCGAACUAGAUCGUCUAUUACAGACUUAAAAGUUCCAUCAGUUAAGACUACGCAAGCAAAAUCCAAAAUUUCCCACAGUGGUGCAAGUUUAUUUAAUUCUUUACCAUCCAAAUUAAAAAAUCACUCAAUUUAUUUCUAUAAAAACUUAAAAAGAAGCACAAAACCUACUUUAUUCAAUUGAAUUAUGAAGCAGAUCACGUUAAUAAGUUCCGCUGCAUCGAUUGUAAGCAUAUUACUCAUUGUCAAUGUUACUCUCAUCGAGAGUAACAUUGGGAAGACUAUUAUAUUAAAUAAUCAAUGUAAUCCUUCAUUGAAUAAAGUUUUAUUAUUAUUAUUAUUGUAAGUAUAGUCUUUUCGUUAACACGAAUCCUUACCCUAACACUAACCCUAGUUUUAGCAUUAUCUAACUGUUUAUUUAUAUUAUAAGAUGGCUCAAUACACUUUUCAAAAAAUCUUGAACACUUUGACAUGUUCAAACUACGCAUUUUUAGCAUUUAUUCAGCAGAUACUGUGGGUUUUAUAUAUUUUGAUAUCUCUACCUUCAAGUUAUAUUCGUUUUAAUAACAGCGUGCAUUGUUAUUAUUUUCAUGCAUUAUUUUACUUGGAAGAAAAACUAACAAUUAGCAAACUAUAAAAAUAUAGUUCCAUUUUUUUGGAAAAUGCGAAAAUGUCGUACUCUUCAGUAAAAUGUUUUGGCAUUAUAGAUUUUUUGAUUUGUUUGUAUAACGAAAGUUUUUUGCGAUGCAAUAUAGCAUGCAAAAUGUGAAUAUAGGUUACCAGACAAAAUAAAGAGAUAUAGCGCAUUGUUUUUCUAAAAUGGGAAAUUUUAAUGACGUCAGCAAUUGACAUAAAACGCUAUAGAACACGCGCAAUGACGUGAGAUGGCGCGAGCAACUGCUCACGUUAGGUCAUUUUGGAAGUUCUUUCAUUCCGUUAAUCAGUUUCCGCGACCGGCGCGUAAAAAUGUUUACCCGGUUUUGUUCGCAAUUCUUGACCAGCGUUUUCGUAAUAACUAUAUCGAGCCACCUUAACAAGCUUUGUUUUAGCUCAAGUAUAGGAGACAGAUUUAGAUCGAGGACGCGGACGUCAAAGACGAUGUGAAAAUGGCGUCAAAAUGACGUGGCAUAUCCAUACAUAGGCACAACACACCAUUUUCACGUCGUCUUUGACGUCCGCGUCCUCGAUCUAAAUCAGUAUAAUCGUUGGCGACGGCUUUAGUUAUAAAGCCCUUUAUCUUGUUACUGAUGACCUGUUAUUGCAAGGUAUUUAGUAUAACUGCGUGGUUUUGUAAAUGGGUCACCUGUAGCUCUAAACCCAAUAUCUCAAAUCACGAAAUCGAGUGAAUUUACGGCUUUGUUUGCUAAAAUUUGUUUGCGGAUACAGUUUUUAUUUAGCAAGCUAUGACUAUACGCCGCGGAGCGAAAUAAUGCCAUUAGAGUUACGUUACGGAUUUGCAAAACUAGCUCAAAUAUAAAAUAUAAAUAAAUAAAAAAUAAUAAUAGAAAAGAUAAUAAAAGUAUGCUGAAGUUAAAAAUAAUAAAAAAUGCUAAUUGGAGAAGCAUAAAGACGGUGCCGUUAGAAACAUAUGUAGACAGUGUAGUCGGUGUCAGUCAUGCAUUGUAAACUAUACGAACUUAAAACAUUUUCGUUCUGGCAUAAAACAUUUCCUUUUUGACUCGUCAUCUGUUUCCUAUAUCGUUCCCAAAGUAGAGCUUUUACUGGACUGACAAACCGCAAUAACUUCACUUUCUUUAUUCACAGGCGAGAAACCAGUAUUGGUAGAUGAAGCACCCAGUUCCUAUAUUCUUCCAUUGGGUGAAAAUGCCACUCUGAAAUGCAAUUUCUAUAACUGGCAACCUGACUGGAAAAUGAUCUGGUAUGUGAAUGGCAAAAAUAUUCAGAAGAACAAGAGAUUUCGACAACGAAAUGGGGAGUCGUCAUCACUAAGGAUUAGAAACGUACAGAAUGCGGACGAUGGCGUGUAUAAGUGUGUUGCCUCGAACAAAUAUGGUAAAUUCGGUGUUAGUAAACAACUGAAUGUUGUUGCAAGUAAGCUUGUUUAA
Molecule: messenger RNA, 2686 nt
Organism: Paramuricea clavata
Lineage: Eukaryota; Metazoa; Cnidaria; Anthozoa; Malacalcyonacea; Plexauridae
Source: the annotation of a GenBank genome assembly